Messenger RNA from Photinus pyralis (common eastern firefly), 1779 nucleotides. RefSeq lists its product as uncharacterized. The record is from RefSeq and is a predicted model, not a curated record. The transcript has a single exon. Lineage: Eukaryota; Metazoa; Arthropoda; Insecta; Coleoptera; Lampyridae. Bases 1 to 1779 code for a protein of 592 amino acids.
AUGAAACUACUCUCGGGGAUACUAACCUUAAGUGGAAUCAUAACCUGUGCAGCGCUCAUCGCAUACGAUUGUGAAGACAGCAAGGCAAAUAUUACGGUAAUAGCAUUAGGGGAUGUUGCACCAUGCCCAGAUGAAAUAGAAGACUACGUAGAAGAAACGGUCAAAAUUCAAGUUAUACAGAAAAACAAAUAUACACUACAAAAAGUACAAGCAUGUCUGGUAGAAGUACUUAGACACAUACACACGUCAGCAGUAGAGAAAGGCCUUUCCAGCUACAUACACGCAAUAGGAGCGGAGGAAUGUCGCACUAUGCAUCGAUACAGAACAAUUCAAUUAUUCAACCAAAAUAUUGGAAACAUUAUAAUCAACGGCACUAUCACAGCAGCAAUUACGAUAGCUGGAGCACUAAACACAGACAGCACGUGUGAAGGCAUCACCUACACGGAAAAUGGGUACACAUGGAAGAAGGUAGUAAUUAUGGGAACAAUAAAAAUAACCACGAGAGAAUAUUAUGCAACAGUCAUAUUAGAGGAAAAUUUAAUAAGUUUAACCACGGGAAUAACUUGCUCAUAUCUACAAGCAUAUUGUAUCGACUCAACUUAUGGAGAAACAACAUGGGACAUCAACAUAGCUCAGUCAUGCGAGGACAAACUCACAGAGCUAUAUUCAGGGAAAGCACAACAAAUUACAAACAAGCAAAACCCAUUCGAAAAAUUAAUCAUAGUAGACCAAGAAGAAAAAAUUUUCGCCUUUGCACUGAAAAGUAAAGCUAUCAUAUGCGACGCCAAUGGAUGGUACACGGAACAUCCCCAAAUCAUCAUUAUCAUCAAAACAAAUUCGACAACCCAACUUUUGGCAAGAAGCAAUCUCAUUCCGCAAAAUACAAACAUGUUCAGCUACAUAAACAGCAAACUGUUAUACGUCGAACAAAGCAACAAACGAGAAAUAAACAAGGUCUACAGGAACACAGCCCACCGACGAUGUGAACUCCAUAGAGAAAUAAUAAGGAAUCGAUUAAGUUUAGCACCACUCACACCAAAUUCAAUCAGCACACUUAUAAAACAAGAACUUGGAUAUAUAGCAGCAAAAAUGGGAGAAGUAUUAUACAUCAUGAAAUGCACACCACGGGUCGUCUACCCAAGGAAAACAGAAACAUGUUAUCAAGAACUACCAAUAUGGAACAACAACCAAUCCAAAUUUAUGGCGCCAAUUACACACAUAAUUCAAGCAUACGCUCAACCAAUCAAUUGUAACCGAAUAACACCCCCCAUAUACCUAAUUGACGGAACAUGGACAGCUAUAACACCUGUACACAUUGAAAAGAAACCCCCCACAUAUUUACAAGUAGACGAAGGAAAACCCUUACAACUGGAACCCAUCCAACAAAUAGGAGAGAGAGGUCUAUACACACAAGAGGAAAUUACCAAAAUUCAGGAGCAACUAACAUUUGGAAACGAAAGAGAAGCAGUAGAAAACAUAAUAAUUCGGAAAAUCAAAGGCAUGGAAACCAACUCAAUGGGAUACUCAACAGUACAAAUUUUCGACAUGGAAGAAAUGAAACAAUUAACUUCAUCAAUUUUAACACAAAUUUAUGGUUGGUUCGCAACAUUUGGACAAUUUUUCUCAGGAAUCAUUGGCAUAUAUAUCGUCAUCCGUAUCAUCAAGUAUGUAUUUGGAGUCAUGUUAAACGGACUCACAAUUUACAAAACCUUUGGAUUCGGCAUACAAUUAAUAGCAAGCGUUUGGAACACGUUAACUUUAUGGUUAGUCCAAAACUAA